AUGUCAGCAGUGACCAAUCAGCCUCUUCCUUUUGGACAACUGGAGCGAGAGAAGCACAUCCAGAUGAUCUUCAGAGCUUUCCACGACAGCUGUGGGCCUUCAUGCGAGUGCCACACUCACUCGCCUGGAGCACAACACCGGCAAAAGUCUCCUGACCCGCAAUCUGAUGAGCAACUGCCAGGUCUGGCUCGUGGGAGGACAAUGGAGAACGGCUCCACACAGCCACUGGGCACAGUGACCAGCCCUGGACUGGAGGAGCGGUGGCCUGCAGGCGCAGCAGGAUCACACUUUAUGUCUGCGCUGGAAGCAGUCAGUCAAAUACACAUCACUGCCAGGCCAGAGCUGCAAGGUCCACAGUGUGUUCCUAAGAGGAUCUACAGCAUCACCACAGGAAGCAGCCGGUCACAGAUAUUUGUGGCUGUGGAAGAGAGUUCCUGUGUUUGCCUCCAAUGUUGCGGUCCGGCUCGGGCCUGUUCUGUUCAGGGCUUUGACUGUCAGGGCCGGCAGGUGUUUUAUUUUGAAAGGCCCCUCAGGGGGGACGCCUGCUGCCUCGGCUGCUGCCUGAUGGAGAUGAGGGCCUACACGCCUCAAAAACAUCUCAUUGGCACUGUAUUUCAGAGGUGGAGCAUGUUCACCCCUCUGCUGGAGGUGAGCGGGUCAGAAGGAGCACCGGCCAUCAGAGUCCAGGGCUCCUGCUGUCCAUGCCGCUGCUUCUCCAACCAGCAAUUCCAGAUUGUCUCCAACAUUGGUGAGAAAAUGGGCACAAUAUGGAAGAAAUGGCCUGGCUUCAAUGUGGAACAGAACAUGGACCAUGAACAUUUUGGGUUGGAGGUGCCACUGAAUGUGGACUCGCGUACGAAAAUGCUGCUGCUGGCAGCCACGUUCUUGUUGAAUUAUAUGUUCUUUGAGAUGAGCUGAUCAAUGAAAAGGAUCAAUCGAGGUUUGAAACCGAUCUACAAACAUGAGGCGCACCAGUCAUGUGAUAAGAAACUGCAUCAUUGAAUUGUUUGUAAGACAACUAUGAAAACAGCAGAACUGACACUUCAAUUCAUGAAAUAAAAUGAGGGAACCAGCUUUA
Molecule: messenger RNA, 1078 nt
Organism: Pseudoliparis swirei
Lineage: Eukaryota; Metazoa; Chordata; Actinopteri; Perciformes; Liparidae
Product: phospholipid scramblase family member 5
Exons: 7
Coding region: 1-918 (305 amino acids)
Biological process (GO): plasma membrane phospholipid scrambling
Cellular component (GO): plasma membrane
Molecular function (GO): phospholipid scramblase activity
Source: RefSeq, a predicted model, not a curated record